Molecule: messenger RNA, 790 nt
Organism: Paramecium primaurelia
Lineage: Eukaryota; Ciliophora; Oligohymenophorea; Peniculida; Parameciidae
Source: the annotation of a GenBank genome assembly
AUGUUAAAUUCAAAAUUUACUAUGAAAAGAGAACCAUUAAAAGAAAGGUUUCUUUAAAUAACAAACAAACUAAAUAAUCUUGAUAUCAAAUAAGGGACAAGUAAGGCUCAUAGAAUUGAUAAGCUAAAUGAGAGAAGCUAUAAAAUUGAUGAAAGAAUUAGAACAAUCAAAGAGAAUUACAAUAAAUAAGUUUUAUAGUUAAAAGAAUAAGUCUAAGAGCUCACUGAUUAAAUUGAUUAGGAAAGACAAGAAUUCAAAUUAUAGCAUAAUUAAUAUUCUCAAAAAUUAUCAAAUUUGGAAAAGUUAUCAUAUAAACAAUUAUAAAAUGAAUAAAGUGAAAGGACAGAUGGAAUCAAUUAAUUGUAAUCCUACAUAAAUGAAAAGGUACUUUAAUUUAAAAUAUAUUUAGAUAACUUUCAUUAAAUCAGAUUUAACAAUUGAAUCAAAAUUAAGAGAAGAAUAAAUUGAUGAAAUCUAAAGAGGUUUAGAGAAUCAUUUACCUAAAAUUAAUUAAUAAAUCAAAAGUGAAACAGAAGAUAGAUAAUUAUUUGAUAAAUAAAUUUUGAAAAAAAGUGGGGUUGAAAUGAGUAAAUUAUCCAAUUAGUUAAAUGAUAUUACAAGAUAAACAUUAGAAUAAGAAAAUGAAAUAAUUGGAAUGUUAUAAGAUUUAAUUAUAAGAACUAAAGGUGAUUUAAAAUAAUUGUCUGAAGAAAGAUAGGAAAAAGAAGAAGAAAUAGUUAAUUUAAUUGAAAAAACUUGUGAUAGAAUGGUUUAAGCAUCAUUAAUUUGA